UCUCUGUCGAUGUAUCAUCUAAUCUUCUCUCUCACACCAAUACAUUCACAGCGACAGGAGAGAGAUAAAAGAGUGAAGACAGAGAUAGAGAGAGAGUUACCAAAUAGACCAAACCCUGAAGUUAAAUUCACACCAACUACUUUGAUCAUUAGCUCAUCCAUAACCACAUACUCUCUUCUCCGUCUCUCUCUCUCUCUCUCUCCUUAAGCUUCAGCUUCUUUCGAUGGCGAAACCAAACUCAGAUGACUUCGCCUCCAAGAGACACAACAGCUUCCACUGGACACGAAAAGUCGGAUCAAACGAAAACGACGACGUUUCUUCCCAUAAUCCUCUUCCCGACAGCACUAAACCGCUUCCCAAACACAACCCUUCCUCUUCAUCUUCCUCCACUGCAACCACUCCCAAAAGAAAACUCCAAUCUUUCGCCGUCUCUCGUCUCCGUUCAGUCAUCGCUUCCCUCAGCAGAGCCCGACCCGGCAACAGCAACUCCGGACUCGGGUCACGGGUCGUGGGAACGCUUUUCGGAUCACGCCGCGAACACGUGCAUUUCUCAGUCCAGAAAGAUCCGACUUCCCCUCCGGCGUUUUUAAUCGAGCUAGCGACUCCAAUCAGCGGACUGGUCAAGGAGAUGGCUUCGGGACUCGUGAGGAUCGCUCUGGAGUGCGACAAGGCCAAGGAGGAAGAGAAAGAAGAGGGAGAUAAGGGAAGACGCCGUCACGGCGGAGGAGAUAAGACCAAGGUUACGGUUCCACGGCGGUUGGUGGAGGAGCCGAUGUGGAGGACUUACUGUAACGGGAAGAAGUGCGGGUUCGCGACGAGGAGGGAGUGCGGUGAGAAGGAGAAGAAAGUUUUGAAGGCGCUUGAGAUGGUUUCCAUGGGCGCCGGAGUUUUGCCGGAGACGGAGGAGACAUCCGUCGGCGGUGGUGGUGAUAUAAUGUAUAUGAGGGCGAAGUUCGAGCGAAUUGUGGGGUCGCGUGAUUCGGAGGCUUUCUAUAUGAUGAAUCCUGACAGCAAUGGAGCUCCUGAGCUCAGUAUCUAUCUACUCAGAAUCUGAUGAAGACGACGAAUCGAAGAAGAUGAUCCUACCAAAGCCUCUAACUGAGAAGGAAGGUUUCACGGUUAAGGAAGAUUAUUCCGGUUUAGUUACUUUAAAUAGUCGGUUAAGUGGUUCUUUUGGGGAAUUAAAGUACUAUGUCUCUAAUACUCGAAAAUCGUAUUUUAAUCGACGUGAACGUGAUCGAUCGAUAAUGCGUUAGAGCAAGUUUCUUUUUUUUUGGGAGGUGGGCUUAGAAGGUUUUUAAACUUUGGUAUAUGGAGCUGGAGGACUUGUAAAUGUAUAAAAUUCGCUUUUUUAAAUGUGUAAUCUCUU
This is a messenger RNA of Brassica oleracea var. oleracea, 1369 nucleotides long. Its product is annotated as protein MIZU-KUSSEI 1. NCBI's taxonomy places the organism in Eukaryota, Viridiplantae, Streptophyta, Magnoliopsida, Brassicales, Brassicaceae. The record is from RefSeq and is a predicted model, not a curated record. The transcript has a single exon. Bases 224 to 1054 code for a protein of 276 amino acids. Gene Ontology annotation, biological process: hydrotropism.